This is a messenger RNA of Andrographis paniculata, 2308 nucleotides long. RefSeq names its product amino acid transporter AVT1C-like. Gene Ontology annotation, cellular component: plasma membrane. The coding region runs from base 473 to 2143 and encodes 556 amino acids. Lineage: Eukaryota; Viridiplantae; Streptophyta; Magnoliopsida; Lamiales; Acanthaceae. The transcript is spliced from 12 exons. The record is from RefSeq and is a predicted model, not a curated record.
AUUCGGCCACCAUUGUUCUGGCAACUCUAAAAAUCAUUUUCCUUCCUUCUUGUGCCCCUGUAAGAUACUCGCAGUGCAGAUUGAUUGAGUUCCAUUUCUUCUCUGACCUCUGUGGGUCGCGGAUGGUGAUGCAAUUGGAGGAGGAGGAGGACCUUUCACGACUCCAUUUAAAGUUUAAACAAUUCUCCGCAGUUUUUAAUUGAGGCGAAGACCGGUGUCUUUUACCUUUUUUGUUUGUAUUUGUUUCUUUCGAGCGGAAUCCUGUUACGAAAAGCCUGCCAUUGAUACUACUUUGCCGAAUCUCUGGAAAGAGUUGCACAUGCAUGACUCCAACUUCUUGUUUGGAAUUGUUUAUUUGCGACGAUUCCAUUAAUCUGUUCUUCUGAACUUGUCAUCUCCAGAUCUAUUGUUGGUGUUUAGAUUUGGAUUUGGGGGAGUUUUGAAGCAGGUGUGGAAUUAGUUACCAGAGAGUAUGCAUAAUUCUGUGUCUGAGCACAGCUUCUAUAUAGAGAGUGAUGAAGAAGAAGAGGUUGAGAAGAAGGGUGAAGAAGACCAUGGAGAAGCUGGGAUUGGAAACAGUUCCGAAUCCGAAUCUUCGGUUUACUCUACUGAUAAUGACGAUGAACAUAAUCAGCAAGCUCAGCCUAGUUCUGUAAUCCCCUCUUGGCCUCAAAGUUACAGGCAAUCCAUUGAUCUGUACGGUAGCGUGCCAUCCCCAACCAUUACCUUUCUUGGGGCGUCAUCAUUGACACGUUUAGGCAGUUCAUUCUUUUCAUCCUCGCUUACAAGGAGGCACACUCCCGAGAUACUGCCUUCGCUGAGCAAGCCUCUAAUACCCUCCGUGGAUGAUGAGAAACCUAAAGAGAAACAGAGUUCACAUUCUCUUUUGCCCCCGAGGAAACCUACCAUACCAAAACUAACGCCUGAUGCGAAAGUUUCCACCGGACAUGAACUCCCGAUUUCUCGCCAAAGUUCAUAUGGCCAGGCUGUGCUAAAUGGCAUGAAUGUGCUAUGCGGUGUCGGAAUUCUUUCCACUCCUUUCGCAGUCAAACAAGGUGGAUGGAUUAGUCUUUCGAUUUUGUUUAUUUUUGCUAUACUUUCGUACUACACCGGAAUCCUCCUUAGGCGCUGUCUAGAUAGUAAAACAGGGCUCGAAACAUACCCGGACAUUGGUCAAGCUGCCUUUGGUACUUUGGGACGAAUUGUCAUAUCUAUUAUUUUGUACGUGGAGUUAUAUUCUUGCUGCAUCGAAUACAUUAUUCUGGAGAGUGAUAACUUAUCGUCUUUGUUUCCGAAUGCACAUUUAAACCUCGGAGUCCUUGAACUCGACUCUCAUCAUCUUUUCGCUGUGAUGACUGCCCUCGCUGUUCUUCCAACAGUGUGGUUACGGGAUAUGACCAUUCUCAGCUACAUCUCAGCUGGAGGAGUUGUAGCAUCGAUCUUGGUGGUUGCUUCUUUGUUCUGGGCUGGUUUAGUCGAUCAAGUUGGAUUCGAAUCUAAAGGAACGACGUUCAACCUUUCUACCCUUCCUGUUGCUAUCGGUCUCUACGGUUAUUGCUACUCGGGGCACGCAGUUUUCCCAAACAUCUAUACGUCGAUGAAGAAUCGUAACCAGUAUCCUUCCGUUCUCCUGGCGAGCUUCGGAAUCUGCACUUUGAUGUACGCUGCAGUUGCUGUUCUUGGGUAUAUGAUGUUUGGAGACUCGACGGAAUCACAGUUCACUCUCAACAUGCCUCACAAUUUAGUCGCCUCUAAAAUCGCACUUUGGACUACGGUCGUCAAUCCAUUCACAAAAUAUGCGCUGACAAUGACUCCGGUGGCGAUGAGUCUCGAAGAAUUAAUCCCAUCAAACCACGGCAUGACAUACGUAUACUCGAUCUUCAUAAGAACGGCUUUGGUUAUAUCCACAUUGUUCUUAGGCCUUAGCAUCCCUUUUUUCGGUCUGGUGAUGGCCUUGAUCGGUUCUUUACUCACAAUGCUCGUCACGUUGAUUCUGCCGUGCGCUUGCUACCUGAGCAUUUCGAGGGGCAAAAUAACCGUUUUCCAGGGCACGAUGUGCACGGUGGUGAUCGGCGUCGGGCUGGUGUCGGCGGCGUUCGGAACGUAUUCAGCCGUGUCGCAGAUCGUCGAGAAUCUGAUCUGAGUGAUUGAAGCAUGUGUGCAUUUAUGCGUGUUCUUCCCACAUGCAGGUGCACAAUUGUCCUGUUUGAUUAUUGUUUCUUUUGUUCUGCCAUGCUGCUUCUUGUUUUUCUUCUAAAAUCAAAUUAUUAUUAUUAUUAUUAUUAUUAUUAUUAUUAUUAUUAUUUUA